Molecule: messenger RNA, 937 nt
Organism: Oncorhynchus tshawytscha (Chinook salmon)
Lineage: Eukaryota; Metazoa; Chordata; Actinopteri; Salmoniformes; Salmonidae
Gene: commd4
Product: COMM domain containing 4
Exons: 8
Coding region: 253-765 (170 amino acids)
Source: RefSeq, a predicted model, not a curated record
AUUUCGAUAAAGUGUGAAUAUUGUGUUUCCUAUCAUUACUACUUAGCUGAGCAUUUGAUAGAUAGCAUGUUGAUCCGUCUGAACAAGAAGAGUCAAGACAAGAAAUGCUAGCUGGCUAAAAACAAUCACUCGGAUGCUUAUUAGCUAAAUUAGCUAUCCAGCUGCCAGAGAUUCCGGUUUUGUGGGGAUUUGGACUGCCCAGACUGGGUUCUUGCCGAAAUCAGCACUUUGGCGAAAAUCUCAAGUGUGAAGAUGAAACUCCUCUGUGUCCAGGUGUUGAUGGAUAUGCUGGGAGAGGGCAUUGAUUAUGACAAAGUUUCAAAGCUAACUGCAGAUGCAAAGUUUGAGAAUGGAGACAUCAAGGCCAGUGUAGCCGUGUUGACCUUCAUCCUCUCCAGUGCAGCCAAACAUGAUGUGGACAGUGAAUCUCUCUCCAGUGAGCUGCAGCAGUUAGGACUCCCUAAAGAACACACCACAGGACUGUGUAAAUCCUAUGAAGACAAGCACAUUGCCCUGCAGGAGAAGCUAAGGGAGAGCAGUCUGAGAUUGGGUCGGUUGGAGGUAGUGUCUUGGCGUGUUGACUACACCUUGAGUUCCAGUGAGCUUCAGGAGGUUAAUGAGCCCACAGUGCAGCUCUGUCUCCAGACCCAAGGGGCAGAGACUGGACACACGGAGACCACCAUCGUCUCUGUGUCUGCAGACAAGUUCAGAGUCCUGCUGACAGAACUAAAACAAGCACAGGCCAUGAUGAAUGCACUACAAUGAAGCAAGACUCUAAAAGUUUUGAUUAAUGAUGCAGUGACUGGAUCAGAAGAAAGUCAAGCAAGAGUGCAAGACAUUGACAGAAUAUCAUACAGGAUGAGUGGACCAUGAUCUUUUGAAUGUAUUUUGUACAUUGUGUUUAUUCUAUAAUUGUUAUUAAAUAUGUUGAUGUAUU